Molecule: messenger RNA, 4692 nt
Organism: Linum trigynum
Lineage: Eukaryota; Viridiplantae; Streptophyta; Magnoliopsida; Malpighiales; Linaceae
Source: the annotation of a GenBank genome assembly
AGACGGAAAAAGGAAUUAGUGAUCUCGGGCAUUGCCUUUUGCUUUGGGGGUCCAGGCACCAAAAAUUUCCCUCUGAAUCGCUUCCCCCCAGAUCCGGCAAUCCUCUCGUCGACUUCGUUUAAUUCUCCCUUCUUUCUUCGAGUUUGUUUCUUUCCCCUGACAUUCCCAACGAGAGGAUCAAGCGGAAACCACCCUAACAAAUUACUCUUCUUCGUCUCCCCUACUUCUCCUUCCCGACUUUACCUUUCGAACCCCCAAUUAGCUGAGCUCGCCGGAGAUCAUUCUAACCCUCGGCUGCCCGUUGCACUUGUUGCGGUUUGUUUCCCAACAUUGUUAUUGUCGCUUCAGUCUGGCUUCCAGUUCUUCUUACUUUCAUAGGCUAGACCUGAUAUCAAUUACUUGCCGUUUGCUGAGGAUGCUACUUCAGAUGAAUUGUUUCCCUUUAACCAUCUGUGAUGGUGACUUUCAAUGUGGUAUUACUGGGUUGGUGUCUAUCCUUUAGUUUAAAAUCUGGGUUCUAGUUUGUUUAAAGUUUGUUGCUUUCGUAAUGCUAUGCCUCCUAGUUCCGUGGGUUAUUUUCCAUGAUCCUCUGACAAAGUUGUUUCACUAGUAAAACCCAAUGCAGAACGGAACUGCUUCGAUAAUUGGCUGGUUGGUUAUGAUGGCAGGAUUUCCUGGGUUAGCUUCUAUGCUAGCAUUGAAUGAUUUUCUUAGGCUCGCCAUUUCACUUCAUAGGAUCGACAAGCUCUACACUAGAUAAACAAUGGUUUUGCUCUUGCUGUAGUCGCAACGGUGGAAAACACAGAAUGAUGAUUUCUUGCGUUAAUAAAAAUAGCUGGUGAAAAACCCUUCUUAUUGAUGUGGGGAAACCUUUGACUAGAAGACUGUAAAAUUGUAAUGAUUCUUCAAAUGUCAUUCUUAAACGUCAAUUUAAAUAAGACAAAGGUUUUUCCUCAAUGUUCAUAGGUUCGACUUAUUAUGAUAUAGUGCUUCACAAUAGCGAGAGACAAUGCGGUUUCUUUAGCUUUCUCUUUCUCACAUUUUACAUUCGCAUAUUUGUAUGCGAACAUUUUCUACAACAGUGCCACUGUACUGAAGCCUCGAGAGUAUAUCACCAUUGCUUUACAGCGGUUAGAACUACAUGGUUCUUAUAUUUGCUUGUUGUUCGUUUGUUUCGUCAUUACAAAAGAUUUUCUACGGUUUUAUAUCUCCUAGUUGUUAUGGUGCAUCAGCAACUGCUUACAUUGCACUGGAGGUGGGAUAUAAAUGUUGAACUUGCAAUGUUCUCAGAUGGGUUGUGUUGAUGAUGAUGAGCUUGCCGGUAUAGAGGAUAUGAGUGAUGGGGAGGAUGAAAGUGAUGAAACUGUGUUGACUGAUGCAAAACGUUCAUCAGGAAGUCAGACGGGGAGAAAGUGUUGCCCAAAUAGUAAUCUUGGGGGAAAUUCAGGGCACGUUAAUAUGAGGAAAGAGGGAGGAGGAUUCACAAAAUCAUUUUGUUUGAGUCAACGUCUAAGGGCUCUGUUUGGUCAACUAUUAAUGAGGUCUGUGAUCAGUUUGUUGUUUCUAGGUUGCCUUGCUGAUUCGGGUCAGUCCUGUCCCAAAACCAGCUCCUUCAUUGGGUUUGAGUCCCAAUUCUUCAUGGUGCAGCACCAGCUUCGUGGAGUGAUGACCAUAGUUGAUGACUGCUCAUUUAGGGUUUCUGAAUUUGACAUGUUACCUGGCUUGGAUGUUCACUGGUGGGGAGCAAGUGCUACUGAUUUUGUCAACAUCACCAAGGGCUUUGUGGUCUCUGAUCAAAAUCUUAACGAUACAUUUAAAAAUGCAUCUUUUGUUGUUAAAUUGAGUAAAAAUGUCACUUGGGAGAAGUUCCAAGUCCUUUCGGUUUGGGACAUUCCCACAGCCUCUGAUUUCGGUCACAUUAUUCUGAAGAAUGAGUCUGCGCUAGCCUCCAGAUUAAGCCCUGCUUUGCCUCCAAUGCCAUCCGAUAACAAUGCUAGUCAAGGUAAAGAGAAAGGUCGGAUCUUUACUGUACCAACAAUGUUUGAUAACUGCAAGGUACUGUCUAAAGACUAUCGAGUAAGAUGGAGUCUGAGUGCCAAUAAGACUUUCAUCGAUAUAGGAUUGGAAGCAGCUAUAGGCAUCCAGAAUUAUAUGGCAUUUGGAUGGGCCAAUCCGAAAUCCAAUUCAGAUUUAAUGAUUGGUGCCGAUGUAGCUGUGGCUGGGUUCACCGAAGAAGGAUGGCCAUUUGCUGACGAUUUUUUCAUUACAAAGUAUGGUGAAUGUACUGUAAACAAGGAUGGUUCAGCAGAUGGUGUUUGCCCUGAUACCAUAUUUGAAGGAUCAGGCCCAGUUGGUUUGGUGAACAACACUCAGACCAUCUAUGGCCACAGGAAGGAUGGUGUAUCCUUUGUCAGGUACAGGAGGCUGUUGAUUCCGGUAGACAAGAAAUAUGACUUGCCCGUGAAUUAUACACAAAAGAUGAACGUGAUCUGGGCAAUAGGUUUGAUGAGGCCGCCAGAUUCAUUUAGGCCUUACUACCUGCCUCAAAAUCAUGGUGGUCCAGAGGCUGUAACUUAUGGACAUCGCCGGCUUAAUGUGUCUGAGCAAGUGAAUGAUUGUUUUGGGCCACUGGAUGCUGCAGAGAAGGAGGAUCAGGAUUUGAUAAUUGCAGAUGGAAAUGUACCUCUUGUUGUUACUUCUGGACCUGCACUACACUAUCCUAAUGCUCCCAACCCAGCGAAGGUAUUUUACAUAAAUAAGAAGGAAGCUCCAGUUUUAAGAGUUGAAAGAGGUGUACCAGUAACUUUUUCUGUAGAAGCGGGACAUGAUGUUGCGUUGUAUUUAACUUCUGACAUGCUUGGCGGGAAUGCCACAUUGAGAAACAACACAGAAACUAUCUAUGCAGGAGGGCCUGAAGCCGAGGGUGUUCCAGCUAGUCCAAUGGAGUUAGUUUGGGCGCCAGAUAGAAAUACACCCAAUCAAGUAUACUAUCAAUCGUUGUAUCAGCAGAAAAUGGGAUGGAGGGUUCAGGUUGUUGAUGGGGGUCUAUCCGAUAUGUACAAUAACAGUGUUUUCCUUGAUGAUCAGCAAGUAACCUUCUUUUGGACAUUGUCUGAUGAAAGCAUAUCGAUCGCAGCUCGAGGAGAGAGAAAAAGUGGUUAUGUUGCAAUAGGGUUUGGUACGGGAAUGGUGGACAGCUUUGUUUAUGUUGGUUGGGUUGAUGAUGAAGGCAAAGGGCAUGUGAGAACAUAUUGGAUUGAUGGAAAGGAUGCGUUGAGAGUGCAUGCUACGAAUGAGAAUCUGACUUAUGUAAGGUGCAAAUCUGAGAACGGGAUCAUUACCUUAGAGUUUACAAGGCCCUUGAAACCCACAUGUGUUCACAGACGCCGGAUAGAGUGCAAAAACAUUAUUGAUCGCACAAGUCCUCUUAAGGUUGUGUGGGCAAUGGGUGCUAGUUGGUCAGAUGAACAACUGAGUGAGAAAAACAUGCAUUCAGCAACAAGUCAAAGGCCCGUGCGUAUUUUACUCCUAGGUGGAUCUACAGAAGCAGAGCAAGAUAUUCGACCGGUUUUGGCUGUGCAUGGAUUCAUGAUGUUCCUUGCUUGGGGUAUUUUACUCCCUGGUGGUAUUCUUGCAGCUAGAUACUUGAAGCAUGUUAAGGGCGAUAGUUGGUAUCAGAUUCAUGUCUACUUGCAGUACUCAGGUUUGGCUAUCGUCUUGCUCGGCUUUCUUUUUGCAGUAGCUGAACUUCGUGGUCUGUAUGUGAGUUCAUUGCACGUUAAGUUUGGGCUUGCUGCUGUAUGUUUGGCAUGCGUCCAACCGGUGAAUGCUUUCAUGAGGCCCAAAAGACCUGGUAAUGGAGAAGAAGUCACAAGGAAAAGGCUUAUGUGGGAGUACUUACAUGUCAUAGUUGGAAGGUCUGCCAUCAUCUUCGGGAUCGUUGCGUUGUUCACUGGGACGACACAUUUGGGGGAUAGAUAUGGAGGGGAAAACGUUCAUGGUUAUAUUUGGGCAAUGAUAGCUUGGUUCUUAAUUGGAGGGUUGAUGUUAUUUUAUCUUGAACAUAGAGCUAGGCAGAGAAUGAGAGGCAGAGUAUAUGCAGGAAGAAGUAACUGGGUGCUGGGUAAUGUGGAAGAAGAUGAUUCUGUUGAUCUCCUGAACCCAACUAGGGCUUCUGCCGAAACGGGUUUGCAACAGUCUGGAAGAAUGGAAGUCCAGCUAGAACCUUUGAAUAGAUAAUUAAGAUACCGGUGUGGUAAAUCAUCAAUUUUGGUAUUAAGUCAUCAAUCAUCCUUCUCCAAUCUGGCAAGUUUGCUUGGGAGCUUUACUCUUGAAUCAUCUAUUCCAAUAACCUCCUGCAUUCAUUCAGCCCAGGUUGCGUUUUGUAUACUUGACACGCCUUUGAAUUGAAGCUGAUAGAAUAUAGAGUUUUCCAUUCCUGAUAUCUUGAUAUAAAGAGCUGACUUGUUUUUUACUUUGCUUGUACACUAACUCAGAUACAUGUUAGUCCAAUAGCAGCUUGUUACUUUUAUCUACAUGAUGAUGUUUUUGGUUUCACCUUGAUGUAUCUGUCAAUGGCCUUAGGGCAACAUUUUCGGUUGCUUUGCAUCAUUCAACCGAACUCCCAUCGCUAUAAUUGAGUCCUUUCAGGAGCAUUUCGUAAAAUUGGAACGAUAAAGAGAAGAUUAACAU